Molecule: messenger RNA, 2424 nt
Organism: Ziziphus jujuba (common jujube)
Lineage: Eukaryota; Viridiplantae; Streptophyta; Magnoliopsida; Rosales; Rhamnaceae
Product: probable pectin methyltransferase QUA3
Exons: 7
Coding region: 325-2127 (600 amino acids)
Cellular component (GO): cytoplasm; endosome; trans-Golgi network
Molecular function (GO): methyltransferase activity
Source: RefSeq, a predicted model, not a curated record
AGAACGACCACUGUCUUUGAAGCACCUCAUCUUCAACCAAACCACUCAAAAACCAAACACUCUCUCUGUCUCUUUCUCAACACUCCGUUCUCAUCCCACUAACACCACAGAAAAUUUGAGCAAUAAUCCAUGAACCCUAACAACCCACUAUCCAAAUUCUCUCCCUAAAUUGACCUGCACAAACUUCAUAUUAACAUCAAAUUUUACAUAUACAACAAUUUUUUCCAUACAAUCCCCAUCAAAGUUCUGCACUUUAUUUAUUUAUUUGUUUAUUUUCUUACACUUUCUGGAUGUGGAUUUGAUCGGAUCCGAACCUUUGGAGAAAUGGGUCACCUCAAUCUCCCUGCUUCAAAGCGAAGCUACCGGCAAUGGCGGCUCUUGGACCUGGUUACGGCUGCGUUCUUUGGGAUAGUGAUAAUCUUCUUCCUCAUGGUGUUUACGCCUCUGGGUGAUUCUCUCGCCGCGUCCGGCCGCCAGUCGCUUCUCUUGUCGACCGCAGAUCCGAAGCAGCGAUACCGGCUCGUGUCUCAGGUGGAGCUGGGCAACCACCCUCAGCCCAUCGACGCUUGUCCUGCGGACUCUGUGGACCACAUGCCUUGUGAAGAUCCCAGGAGGAAUAGUCAGCUUAGCAGGGAAAUGAACUUCUAUAGGGAACGCCAUUGCCCUUUGCCGGAGGAGACACCACUCUGCUUGAUCCCACCGCCUAAUAGGUAUAAGAUUCCGGUGCAGUGGCCGGAGAGCUUGCAUAAGAUAUGGCACAACAACAUGCCACACAAUAAAAUUGCAGACAGAAAAGGUCAUCAAGGAUGGAUGAAACUGGAAGGUCCAUACUUCAUUUUCCCUGGUGGUGGCACCAUGUUCCCUGAUGGUGCAGAACAGUAUAUUGAAAAACUUGGACAGUAUAUCCCUAUUACUGGGGAUGGGGCCGGCACUCUACGAACUGCUCUUGAUAUGGGUUGUGGGGUUGCCAGUUUUGGGGGUUAUCUUUUAGCUGAAGGCAUUUUGACCAUGUCAUUUGCUCCAAGAGAUUCACACAAAUCACAGAUACAAUUUGCAUUAGAAAGAGGAAUUCCAGCAUUUGUUGCCAUGCUUGGUACUCGCAGACUACCUUUUCCUGCUUUCUCAUUUGAUUUGGUGCAUUGCUCACGAUGUUUGAUCCCAUUUACGAACUAUAAUGCAACAUAUUUCAUUGAAGUAGAUAGGUUACUUCGCCCAGGGGGAUAUCUUGUAAUAUCUGGUCCCCCUGUAGAGUGGGCAAAUCAAGAUAAAGAAUGGGCAGAUCUCCAGGGUGUGGCAAGAGCAUUGUGUUAUGAGUUGAUUGCGGUAGAUGGCAACACAGCCGUCUGGAAAAAGCCUGCUGGAGAUUCAUGUCUUCCCAAUCAAAAUGAAUAUGGUCUUGAAUUAUGUGAGGAUUCAGAUGAUCCAAAUUAUGCAUGGUACUUCAAGUUAAAGAAAUGUGUGACAAGGACAUCUAGCAAUGGAGAAUAUGCUGUUGGGACAAUUCCAAAGUGGCCAGAUAGAUUGAGAAAAGCCCCUUCAAGAGCCAUAGUCAUGAAAAAUGGCUUUGAUCUGUUUGAGGCUGAUACUCGGCGAUGGGCAAGGAGAGUUGCUUACUAUAAAAAUUCUUUAAGCCUGAGGCUGGGAACUCCAGCUGUACGCAACGUCAUGGACAUGAAUGCAUUUUUUGGAGGUUUUGCAGCUGCCCUGAAAUCUGAUCCUGUGUGGGUAAUGAAUGUUGUUCCUGGCCGAAGGCCCUUAACUCUCCCUGUAAUUUAUGACCGAGGCCUUAUUGGGCUCUAUCAUGAUUGGUGCGAGCCUUUCUCAACAUAUCCCCGUUCAUAUGAUUUUAUUCAUGUAAACGGCAUUGAAUCACUCAUAAAACAUCCAGGUUCAGGCAAAACCAGGUGUAACCUUGUGGAUUUAAUGGUGGAGAUGGACCGAAUAUUGCGUCCAGAAGGAACAGUCGUGGUUAGAGAUUCUCCUGAGGUUAUUGACAAGGUAGGUCGCAUAGCUCGUGCUAUAAGGUGGGCAUAUACAGUACAUGAGAAAGAACCUGAAUCACAUGGGAGGGAAAAAAUUCUCGUUGCCACCAAAACAUUUUGGACACUGCCUUCAGCAUCCCACUGAUAUAGGCAUUUGAUCUUAUGUAAUGUGGGUAUAGUUUUCUAGUCUUGUUAUGUAUCCCAUUUUCAUGUCUAAAGGUUUCAUCUGCAUUCCAUCAAAUGGAAGCAGAUUUCUUUCUUGUUUUAUGAAUUGAGUAGGGUUAGAAUGGAAGAAAAUGUGCAAAUAUAGAAACAAGUCUUCAUGUUUUAUGUUUUGAUUACACAAAACUAGUGGCGAUCAUAUUUAAUUUAGCACCAAGGAUAAUGUAACUUAAUUCUUUUUCCAUCAGUAAUUUAAUGAUGUUAUAUAUUGUUUUCUUCA